GCUGCGGAGGAAACCGAACCGAGCUCGCUGUCUGCCGACGAAGAGACUUCGCUGUGAGACGAACCGUCAGAAAACAACAUGAACACCACAGAAAAGAAGCUGGCGGACUUGAUACGACAACACCCGAACCUGUACGACCAGAGCCGGCAUGACUACAAAGACGUGAUGAGGGGACAUGUGUCGUGGAGGGAGAUCGGGGACGCCAUGGGGAAGUCUGAGGAGGAGGUGAAGCUCAAGUGGAAAAAUCUGCGCGACAAGUUCGUCAAAGCGAAGAAGCGACUGGCCAAGAGAAACUCCCCCCUGCCAGACGACGACGAGAACCCGCUGGAGAGGCCUGUCCCGGUGCUGUUCAACCAGCUGGCCUGGCUCAGCGACUAUGUGAAGCCCAGAGUGGACAGAAGUCUGUGGGAAGCCGAGGAGGUAGCUGGAAGAACAGAUGACCUGGAGAAAGAGCGAGAUAAAGACGAAAAGCCACAGAACAGUUCCCUGCCUGUUGUCAGUACUAAUUUUUGUCACGUGGAGUCCACUCCAACCAGCCAUCGAGAUAUGGGAAUCUCUCUUAAACGCAAAAGGCAACCAGUCGCAGAAACUGAGAUAAGUUCUGCAGAUGCCCUCACCAACCUCAGAGAUGAAGAUGAACUGUUUCUGCUCAGCCUCCUGCCCUCACUGAAGAGGCUCACCAUUAAAAAAAGAAUGGAGGUGCGGAUGAAAUUCCAGCAAGUGCUUUAUGCUGCAGAGUUUGAGGACUAAAGAGCUCAAAAUGCACUGAAGAUUGGUAGGUGCAGCACUUGUUCCAUAUUUGCAACAAUUCUAAAACAUUCAGUGUGUAAAUAGAUUUUUUGUAACCAUUUAACUAUUAAUAUUUAUUUUUGCAUCAGUAUCACUCUUAAAAUAUAUCACAAUAUUGAUCUUUAGCAUUUCCUGUUGUGAGAGUUGAUCAUGCAUUUAUAACAGAAGUGUCUUAUUUUGAAGGUAGCAAUGGAGACACUUACUUUUCGUGAAAUUGGAGUAAACAGAUUUGAGAUGUGCAAUAAAUUCUAAUGCAGUCAGGUACAGUACAGCAGUCCUAUAAUGUCUUUUUUAAAGCUCAUGAUCUGCAAAACUUGAGGCUGUAUGUUGUGAUAUUGUUGCAUUUGAAUGUAUUAUAUGAAAAAUAUGUUAAGUUAUAUAAUGAACUUAAAGUAAUAACAAACCAGAAAAUUAAUUUUGAGCCACUGGCUGUUGAAAUUUUCUACUUUUAUAUUUAUAGAUGAAAACACAAAUGCUAUAAUUACACUGCAGUUUGACUACUUAACAUUGAAAGUCUUUGUCAAGCACAGUUCAUUGUGUUACCAUUGCCAGAUAAAGCCUGAUGACUGAUUGAUUGCACUGUACCAACUCACAAUCAAAAAUAACAACAAAGCAAAUUAAAUUAACAUUUUUGAAUGAAGGAAAGUAUGAAUGCAGCUGUUUCUUCUGUAAUUUUCAACCACGUUCAUCCCAAAAUCACUCUACUUGCCAAAGCUGCCUGAUUAUUUUAAAUAUUUUUUUAUUAAUGAAACCAAGCUCACAGUCUGUACAGAAAUAACUUUUCUUUAUCUUUCUGAGAAGUCAUUUCUACUCUAUAUGUUUUUAAAAUAAAUAUUUUAUUGCUCCA
Molecule: messenger RNA, 1636 nt
Organism: Amphiprion ocellaris (clown anemonefish)
Lineage: Eukaryota; Metazoa; Chordata; Actinopteri; Pomacentridae
Exons: 2
Coding region: 79-750 (223 amino acids)
Biological process (GO): regulation of transcription by RNA polymerase II
Cellular component (GO): nucleus; transcription regulator complex
Molecular function (GO): DNA binding
Source: RefSeq, a predicted model, not a curated record